Molecule: messenger RNA, 2016 nt
Organism: Eimeria acervulina
Lineage: Eukaryota; Apicomplexa; Conoidasida; Eucoccidiorida; Eimeriidae
Exons: 6
Coding region: 1-2016 (671 amino acids)
Source: RefSeq, a predicted model, not a curated record
AUGAAGCCCGAAGACACAGCAGAUCCCCCACAUACACCAACAGCACCACCAGCAGCAUCAGCAGCAGCAGCAGCAGCAUCAGCAGCAGCAGCAGCAGCAGCAGCAAGGGCCCUCUGGCUGGCUCUGGCGGCGCAGCAGCAAGCAGCAGCAGCAACAAGUAACAGCAGCGAGCAGCAGGGCAGCAGCAGCAGCAGCAGCAGCAGCAGCAAGCAGCAGCAGCAAGCAGAAGCAGCAACAGCAGCAAGUGUCUCCUUUUUUGCUGCUAGGCUGGCUCCAAUAAGCCACAGCUCCUCCCAGCAUCGAGCUGUCUGUACACGGGCAGCAGCAGCAGCUGCUUAUUCUCUUCUCCGGCAGCAGCAGCAGCAGCAGAAGGCGACAGAAGGAGAUGCAGCAGCAGCAGCACCAAGAGGUACAACAGCAGCAACAGGAGACGCAACAGCAGCAGCCAGAGGCACAGCAGCAGCACAGGGAGAUACGGCAGAUACAGCAGCAGCAGAAGAAAGUAUAGCAGAAGCAGAAGAAGGAGCUACAUCAGCAGCAGCAGCAACAGAUACAGGAGCAACACCAGCAACGGCAGCAGCAGCAGCAGCAACAGCAGCAGCAGCAGCAGCAACAGCAGCAGCAGCAGCAGUAGCAGCAGCAGCAGCAGCAGUGCUGACGCCUCUUUGUGCUGCUGCAGGUGCUGCUGCAGCACCGCUGUCUCUUCCGCAGUGUAUACAGCAGGAAGCAGCAGUAAAUAAGCUGCUGGGGGUUGUCUCCUGCUCUCAUUUUGUCUCUGCUUUUACCGCGGGUUUGCUGCUCGAUCUAUGGGGACCCAGGUUUGCUGCUGCUGCUGGUGUUGCAGCAUCUGCUGCUGGCUGGGGGCUGCUUGCUGUCUCUUCUGUCUCCUUUAAUUGCUUCCUUCUUGCUGCUUUUCUUAUUGGUGCUGGUGUGGAGUCUUCAUUUCUCCCUUGCCUAUCUGUUGCUAAUCUCUUUCCUAGCAGCAGCAGCAAAAGCAGCAGCAGCAGCAGCAGCAGCAGCAGUGUGAUUGCGUUGCUGGGUUGCUGCCGCUCGCUGGCGUUUGCUGUCCCUCUUGUAUUCAGAGCCCUGGUGCUGCAGCAGUCUCUUUUUAGCUGCCAGCAGGUGCUGCUGCUUUAUGCAUGUCUCUUACUUCCUCUCUGUCUCCUUACCGCACUUCUCGUUCUCCCUCCUAAGCCCUUUCCGCAGCAGCAGCAGCAGCAGCAGCAGCAGCAGCAGCGGGAGAAGGAGGCUCUUGAAGAUGAGCCCAUAUUCGAAACGGCAGAGACAGCAGACAGCGCUGAUCUCACCGCAACAGCAGCAGCAGCAGCAGCAGCAGCACCAACAGCAAACCCAACAGCAGCAGUACAACCAUCAACAGCAGCUCCACCACCAGCAGCAGCAGGAGUAGGAGCAUUAACAGCAGCCCCAGCAGCACCAGCAGCACCACCAGCAGCAGCACCAGCAGCAGCAGGAGCAGCAGCAGCAGUACAGCGUGCUUGGGCUAGGAGCAGCAGCUGCUGCAGCAGCAGCAUCAGCUCUAGCAGCGGUUUCCCCCCACCUAAUGCAGCAGCAUCUAAGCCAGGAACUGCAGCAGCAGCAACAGCAGCGGCUGCAUCAACGCCACUGCAGCACCAGUUAGCGCUGCGACGGAAUAAGAUUUUUUACUCCAGCGGCAAGACAGCAGCAACCUUCUUUGCUGCUGCUGCAGCAAAGCAGCAGCAGCAGCAUCAACAGCAGCAGCAGCAGCAGCAACAGCAGCAGCAGCGGCUAAAGCAAGCUAAGCAGAGAAACGCGAGCCAAAUGCCAUUUAGGUUUGCCGAGAGGCAAAUGCUGCAGAGUCUCCUUUCAGCUGUCUCCUUCCGGUUGCCCUGUGUCUUCAUGUGCGCUGCUGUUGCUAUUGCUGCUCCUGCUGCUGCUGCAGCAACUGCUGCUGCUGCUACUGUUACUGCUCCAACUGCUCUAGCUGCAGCAGCGGCAGCAGCAGCAGCAGCAACAGCAGCAACAACAGGGUAUUAG